This is a messenger RNA of Rhineura floridana, 1613 nucleotides long. It is a transcript of the gene BLVRB, whose product is annotated as biliverdin reductase B. The transcript has 5 exons. The record is from RefSeq and is a predicted model, not a curated record. The coding region runs from base 335 to 967 and encodes 210 amino acids. NCBI's taxonomy places the organism in Eukaryota, Metazoa, Chordata, Lepidosauria, Squamata, Rhineuridae.
UACCGGGAAAGAAAGCUGGCACCCCUCGGGGAAAGGGGGCUAACGGGGGGCGUCCUUUCCCGGCUCGCUUCUUCCCGCCAUUAGCUUGCCCUGAACGGUGCUUGCUUUAGACAGCCUCGUUUGCUCUUCUGGCGCGGAGUGACCGUCGCUCUUGGCCUCGAGCUCCCCCGAACCUGGCACAGGUGGCCCCUUCCCCCUCCCUCCGGGAGAGGGAGCCGCUGCGCGAGCGACGCCCCGCCCCGCCCCGCCUCCCCGGGAGGAGCUCUGGGCGGAAGGGGUCGCAGGGCUGGGCUGGCAGCGGCGCGGACGGACGGACGGACGGACGGAGGCCGGCAUGGCUGCAGCCUGCAGAAGAAUCGCCAUUUUCGGCGCCACCGGCAUGACCGGUCUGGCCACCCUGGCGCAAGCCAUCGAGGCUGGUUACCAGGUGACGGUGCUGGUGCGUGACCCAACGCGGCUCCCGGCAGAACUCCAGCCGGCGCAGGUUGUGGUGGGAGAUGUGCUGAAUAUGGGGGACGUCGACCGAGCCGUGAAGGGGCAGGAUGCCGUGAUUGUCAUACUGGGCACCCGCAACGACCUCAGUCCCACAACCAUGAUGUCUGAAGGCACCCGGAACAUUGUGGCAGCCAUGAACUCCCACGGCAUCCGCAAAGUGGUGGUUUGUCUGUCAGCCUUCCUGAUGUGGGAUCUGGACAAGGUUCCUGCCAAGCUGCGGCCAGUGACAGAGGACCACAUCCGAAUGCAGCAGAUCCUAAAGGAGUCAGGCCUGGACUGUGUAUAUGUCAUGCCGCCACACAUUGCAGGUGACCAGCCACUCACAGGCGACUACACAGUGACUGUGGACACAUCAAGCGGAUCCAGAGUCAUCUCCAAGUAUGACCUCGGUCACUUCUUCCUCAAGUGCUUGACCACCUCCGAAUAUGACGGGAAAAACGUCUACCUCUCCAGGCAUUACCCCAAGGAGUGAGAACGCCUGCAGCAGGCCUGUCCUUCCCUCUCUCUCUGCUCCCUGCAGGCAGGCAAGAGGGCAAUGAAGAAGCCUCUUCCUGUUGGCAAAAGGGAAUGUUUCCAGCGCUAACCCCCUCUCUACCCCUCCGCCUCAUGUGCCAAUGAGUGCCGUUGCCCCCUUAAUAUGAGCGUCAGGGGUGGGGAGCUGCCCCCCACCUCCCUCUCUGCCAGGAAGUCAUCUUGCUGCCAUUGCACGUGAAUGUUUUUCUCUAUUAAACAGCAGCUGAGCAGCCCUUGUGGGCGAGAUGUGGCUUCCUUGGGCUCAGCAGCCUCUUGUUGGUGCAGGAAUGAAUGAAUUUUAGAAUUACAGAGAACUAUUGGGCAGAACAACAACUUAAGUGUCUACCAGAAGGAAGUACAGUUUGUAUUGUAAGGCUGAAGAGUGACCAAUACAUGUAUUAAAUAAUAAGAUGGCUGGCCAAUGCAGUGUUUUAAAAGUUUUGGAUUGGAUUGGGAGUGGCUAAAUAUUGAAUUUGCUUGAAUGUUAAUGAAUAACCUGGCUCUAAAUGUGGCUGAGGAACCUCAGUCCAUCUUCUGUGUAACUUAAAAAAGCUUACAUAUUUGCAACAAGUUAGUCAAAUAAAAAGUAUAUUUUUGGCCUAUUA